Kogia breviceps (pygmy sperm whale) is the source of this 990-nucleotide messenger RNA. It is a transcript of the gene RSPO4, whose product is annotated as R-spondin 4. The record is from RefSeq and is a predicted model, not a curated record. The transcript has 7 exons. Bases 1 to 990 code for a protein of 329 amino acids. Lineage: Eukaryota; Metazoa; Chordata; Mammalia; Artiodactyla; Physeteridae.
AUGCGGGCGCCACUCUGCCUGUUGCUGCUCGUCGCCCACGCCGUGGACAUGCUCCCCCUGAACCGAAGGAAGAAGCAAGUGGGCACUGGUCUGGGGGGCAGCUGCACAGGCUGUGUCAUCUGCUCAGAGGAGAAUGGCUGCUCCACCUGCCAGCAGAGGCUCUUCCUGUUCAUCCACCGGGAAGGUAUCCGCCAGUACGGCAAGUGUGUGCAUGACUGUCCCCCCGGCUACUUCGGCGUCCGCGGCCAGGAGGUCAACAGAUGCAAAAAAUGUGGGGCCACAUGUGAGAGCUGCUUCAGCCAGGACUUCUGCAUCCAGUGCAAGAGGCGGUUUUACCUGUACAAGGGAAAGUGUCUGCCCACCUGCCCGCCGGGCACCGCAGCCCAGCAGAGCACACGGGAGUGCCAGGAGGAGUGUGAGCUGGGCCCCUGGGGCAGCUGGAGCCCCUGCACACACAACGGGAAGACCUGCGGCUCAGCCUGGGGCCUGGAGACCCGCGUGCGGGAGGCCAGCCGGGCCGGGCAGGAGGAGGCAGCCACCUGCCAGGUGCUGUCUGAGUCAAGGCAAUGUCCCAUUCGGAGGCCCUGCCCAGGAGAGAGUAACCCCAACCAGAAGAAGAGCGGGAAAGAUCGGCGCCCGCGCAAGGACCGGAAGCUGGACGAGGAGACCCCAGAACCCGGAGCUGUGGGUGCCUCCAGCUCUGGCCAAUCCCUGGAGGCAUUUCCACAGCCCUCAGCCACCAGCUCCCCUGGGAACCCCCUGGAAGCGUCUCAGGGCUUCCUGAUGCCCCAGCUGGCCACGGAGGAGCCACGACGACGGGUCAACCAGCCCCGUGCCCUCCUGUGGUGGGGCUGUCAUCCCUGGAGGAACCACCAGUCCAUCCUAGAAGAGGCCAUGGAGGCUGAAAGGAACGUUGAGAUCACCCAGGCCACUCUGUUCCCCCCUGGCUCCUCCUACCAGUGGUACACCACUGGGGAAACUGAGGCCUGA